Molecule: messenger RNA, 13372 nt
Organism: Podarcis lilfordi (Lilford's wall lizard)
Lineage: Eukaryota; Metazoa; Chordata; Lepidosauria; Squamata; Lacertidae
Source: the annotation of a GenBank genome assembly
GGAUGGACGACUCAAAGGAUUCUGCAACUGGCAAAGUCAGAGUCAACGGCAACAUCACAGCCAAAAAUAUCACCAGCCUCAGGGCCAAUACAAUGUAUUUUGCCACAGUGAGGGCUUUCAACACAGCUGGGACUGGACCAUCCAGUGUCCCAGUUAACGUCACUACAAAAAAAGCACGUGAGUAUCUUAAACAGCCAAUGACUUUUUAAAAAAAGCACAAGUGCACUUGACUCACAGUAACCUGCUGCAGCACAAUGCUGCCUAGUAGAAAAGCAUCAUAAAGUUCCACAACUAGUAUGUCUGUCCUAUAUUUCAAAAGGAAGUGAUGAUAUUGGAUGCUGAACUACAAUAACUGAUAAAGUUGCCACCUUUUUUUAAAAAAAUGCAGUGCUUAAGUACUGCAUGGGUAUUGGAAAUAUGUCUGUGUGUUACUAAAUGAAAAGUCCUCCCCUUCAUUCAGAGACUGAUUGGGCACCCAGCUUUCCCAACACGAUUAAAGCAAUAAUCGCAAGCAGUACACCAGUCAGUUCACUUCACCACAUGAAGUAAACCAUGCAAUUUACAAAAUUUCAAAGGGAUUAAUGUGGGUCACCAUGAAGUGCCCAGCCCACCAUAUUUCUUUGCUGUCCAAGUGCUACCCUUCCUUCCUGGUAGUACAGGCAGCUGUGCAAGGCAGACCCCUAAGAAAGCAACAUCUUGGAUUAGGAGACAACCAACUCAGAUGGAAAUGGCAGGCACCUCUGUCUGUUUCGAGUCUUGGACUAAUUUUCAACAGCUCCUGUCUAGGAAAUGAGUUGCCACAGGUCUGCAGUUUCUCUACAGGAAUUAUUGCAAAAGCUCUCUACAGAUGCACCUCUGGGGAGCUGUACUUUUCGAAAGCAUGGGCCAGAAUACUCUUCCAUUCUUCUCUUGCUCAACUCUUAUUGAGGGCUACCUUGUGUUACAAAAUUCCUGCAUGGAAGAUAUGUGCACUUAAUAGCAGCAGCAGACUAGGGGGUCUCAUAAUACAACACCAACAUUCGGCACACACACCCUGCUUCUCAUGCUCCAUUCUCAAUAAUAAUUGCAGCAUCCUCUGUUGUGCCCCCCAAUGCUCAGCACCCAGUGUGACCAAACUGGUCGUGCUCUUCUAAAUCCACCUCUGCUAACAGUAAGCAGUUCUAAAUCAAUGAAUUAAGUCCAAUCCUUUUAAUAGAAUCUAGUAUAGGGGGUCAGCAACCUUUUUCAGCCAUGGGCCUGUCCACCGUCCCUCAAACCAUGUGGUGGGCUGGACUAUAUUUUGAAAAAAAAAUAUGAACGAAUUCCUAUGCCCCACAAAUAACCCAGAGAUGCAUUUUAAAUAAAAGCACACAUUCUGCUCAUGUAAAAACACCAGGCAGGCCCCACAAAUAACCUAGAGAUGCAUUUUAAAUAAAAGGACACAUUCUACUCCUGUAAAAACACGCUGAUUCCCGGGCCGUCCAUGGGCCGGAUUGAGAAGGUGAUUGGGCCGCAUCCAGCCGACAGGCCUUAAGUUGCCUACCCAUGAUCUAGUAUGUGUAUCAUUUGAUGGAUUUUGUUACUUGUUUGGGAAAUACUCCUUUUGUCAUUUUGAAGGCUUGAUCACAUUUACAGCUGGAAUUUCUACUAACCUUCAGUUGAACAAGGUGCAUGUAACAUUAGAAAUUUCAGCACCUUAAGAAUAGCAGGAAAAAGAAAAGGGUGAGGAUAUGAGAUGGUCCUUUUGUUUGUUCUUCCUUUCCAUUGUUAAAAAUGGAGGAAAAUAACAUUUUGGCCUAACGAGCGUGGCUGCUUCAUUAUAGCACUACUGCAGAAAUUCUAUAGUUCAUCAAAGGGUUAGAAGUGUUCCACACUCAUUCAUUUCAAUAGGCCUUUGUGCACCUGAAUGCUGGAUUGUUUUUAUGGGGUUUAAUGAGUAUAUAUCUGUUUUCAGUUUCUCCCAGUAGUGCCAGACAAAAGCCUGGUACAACCUGUAACUUCAAAAUAGUGUGGAAAGAGAAUAUCCUAGCAGCCAAGAAGAAUCACAUCACAAUUGAACUGUGAUGUAUUGUGAGGAGUCUAAACUGACAUACCUUAAAAUUCCAGAGGAAAAAUUAGAAUAUGGUGUAAAUAUUCCCUCAGUUUCCCUCUUUGAUUAAGCAUCAUUGGAAAUGCAUGAGAGCUGGAAUGGUGUUCAUAGUCCUCUGUGAAAAUAUCUCAAUGUUCUCCACCUAUCUUCCAUUGAUUUGAUGAGCCUACUAUUCAUCCUUCUCAUUCAAAAUCACCUUGGGCUUACGAGAAAUAGUGAGUCCCCAGUAAUACCUUUUAAUUAACUGGAACAUCACCUUGCCCUUUUUCGUUUAACUCUUUCUCCUUUUUAGGUUACGUAUGGAGAGGUGGCCACUAAUGCACAGGUAAAGGGUGUUUUGUGGUUAUUCAUUUUUAAUGCAUGCAGAAUCCUUAUAAACACUCUUCUGCAUAGUGCACAUCAAAGAGGGAGUGGACGGGAUGAGGACUUCAAACACUUUCCAUAUCUUACACUCAGUGAUAGAAGAGAAUAUAGAAUUUGGGUGGAGGAAGUAUCAUAAAAAUGGGGGGAAACAACAAAUCCAUAAAAUGGGUGGGAUUCAGAGUCUCCAUGAGCAAAUGCUGCUUCUAGGGUGCUUCAACAGAGGAAAGUAGGGGGUAUAAGUGAUUUUUUCAUUGAUUCUUUCUUCCCCCUGCAGCCCCCUGUAUGUCCAGAAAAACUGUUCUGUGGGGUUGGAGGAUACUCUGGAACAGUGUGGGAGGUGAUACCCUCGUCCCUGGCCCAGCCCUAUCAUUGGGCAGAAUGAGAUGGCCACCUCAGGAAACUGAAUUUGACAUCAGGAAAGGGCAAGAAAUUGUGAUUUUUACAUUUAUUAUUAUUAUAUUCUCACUCCCAGAUGCAACCCAUUGCAUUUUAGUAAGGCCAUGGAAGUGAGAAUCAGACCAAAAAACAUCAAACUAUUAACAACAACAACAACACAACUAAUGGAUUUUACUUGUGGACUAACUUGCAUAGUAAAGUGAACUAUGGAUUGUUUCGAUUUCACCUUUUCUAGCUUUAUAUUUUUAAACUGCAUCCUAAACACACUUGCUAGUAAAUCAGCCUACUGAACACAGCAGGACUUGCUUUUUAGGAAGCAUGCAUAGGAUUGUGCUGUUAGUCUUUCACAGGUAUAUGAAGUGUACCUCUCAUACAAGAUGGUACCUGAAAUUGCAGAAGACUCAUUAACAAGGUCAUCUGUUGCAUCCUUCUAUUGGAUAGUUAAGUUCAGUAUAACAUAGUAGAAUGUAAUAUAGUCCUCUCCAGAAAGAACUAUAUCCUCACAUGUUCAUGGAUGCAUUGAUGGGAGAGUUGUGUGGGAAUGGGACAAUGUGGACCAUCUGCUAAUCUCCAUGCAGUCUGAUCUUCUUCCUGUUUUUUGAAUUGCAUAUUCAGCAGGGAGAACCUACACACCUCUAGCUGAAUACACAAUUAAGGUUCAUCUGCACAAUUUGGAUUCCAAAUUACAUGGAGAACACCUGAAUGCAUAUAGGUGGGCAGGCCCUCCACCAAAUGCAAGGAAGUUGGGAGGGUGGAGCUGGAAUGGAUGGAGGGAAAUUUCUGAAGAGGACUUAAUGAAAUAAAACCAGGCAUCUUGAGGGAAGCUUGUCAUUGGCUUAAAUGCCAGCUAUAGAAGGCUCAAAUAAGUAUCCUUCCACACAGUUCUAUCUUCCUACUUCACAGAACUAUGAUGUGUGGGAAUGUGCACCAUAUAACUUUGGAGAUAGUAAGAAAUCUGGUUAUACUUUGUAUAUUUUUUUCCAGCUGUGAACUUGUGGUCAGUCUUUAUAUGAACAAAAAGAAACUGUUUCAAUUACCUUUAAUCAUUUGCUUAGUUGUUUCUCAUCAAAACUCUUCUGUGUCUUUUUAAAUAAAAUCAGAUCAGAGCUAAGAAAUAUGUCUAGAAUUUUCCAACUAUCUUUGUGAAAUAAAUAUUUAUGGAGUAAGAUAUAUUUAUGCCUUUCCACUUACGCAGGCAUGUACUGUAGAUAAUAUAUUUCACUAGUUGGCAGUGGCUACCCAGUAAGAAUCUAGUCUCGGUACCUCUUGAACCAAGACCCCAAGAAAUGGCACACACAGGGCAUUCAAAGCUUGAGGGAUAUUUUUUUUUACCAGAAUCAGGCCUGGAAAUGAGCAACAGGUGCUCAAAGGACUAAACAAGCCCCUCUCCAUCUCUGUUGAAGUCUGACCUGAAGAAGAGUUCCUGGCUUCAAAUCAUCUGUUCCAGAUGCCUCCACUGUCCCUACCACCCUACUAGUUUUCCCUGAAAACCAACAACCCUGCCCUGCGCCCACCCACAACAGGCACUUCUGUUCACUAGAGAUGGGAGAAGAUUUUGGUUUCCUCCACAAUUUGUAGCAAGCCUGCAUGGUUUAUAGCCCACCAAUUAUGCUCAGAUUGAAACAUGGACACGCAGUUUAGAUCACAUGUGUACACCCUUUCCAGGCAUGAUUUGUUCCAGCUUGCUUUCUCUCCCCCCCCCUUUUUAUUUUUUUAGUGAGGUGGUUUAAUUGACUCCUCUUAUCUGUUCUUUCUAAAAGACAUUCCUUGAGAAAAAGAUGACAACCUCCAUAUACCUAUGGGGGUGGCCACCUUCCCUCCCUCCACAUACGGCACCCCUGAAAAUCAACCAGGGACACUGUACAGAAAAAGAAAGGGUACCCAUAUAGCAUAGCUGUCAACUUUUCCCUUUUCUUGCGAGGAAUCCUAUUCGGAAUAAGGGAAGAGAGCCAGUGUGGUGUAGUGGUUAAGAGCGGUAGACUCGUACUCUGGGGAACCGGGUUCGCAUCUCCGCUCCUCCACAUGCAGCUGCUGGGUGACCUUGGGUUAGUCAAACUUCUCUGAAGUCUCUCAGUCCCACUCACCUCACAGAGUGUUUGUUGUGGGGGAGGAAGGGAAAGGAGAAUGUUAGCCGCUUUGAGACUCCUUUAGGGAUAAAGUGGGAUAUCAAAUCCAGACUCCUCCUCCUUAAAAAGAAGGGAAACGUUGACAGCUAUGCCACAUAGGUAUAUGAGGGUUGGCAUUUAUUUCACUAUACAAUUCCCAGGACGGGGAAGCACAUCAUAACAUAUUGCCACUUGCAGGGCUUUAUGAGUCAAAUGUUUUUGGUGAGUGUGGCAAGCAUCACAUUCCCUAGCUGGUUUGAGCUACAUGGUACGUUCCAGGCCAAUGAUUGUGGAAUAACUGUGGCACUUUUAAUGAAAUAUCUUCCCAGCAUCUGGGUGCAAAAGCAUACAGCUAACCAGAUUGUGGGCUCUAUUAAUAAUGUAAUUUGUUAAUAGUUUUUUGCUCAGUUGGUUCUGUUCUUCCCCGCCUGUUAUGAAUAGAAUUUGCUUCACAUAGGAAAGGCGAUUACAAUAAGAGUCUUUAAAUAGUUACUUUGAGUUUGAAUCAGUCAUAUCUGAGUACUUUUCAUGUUAACAGUUUGUGCAGCUUCUGUCUGGAAAUGAUGCAUAUUGUCCUUAUCUUUUAUUAAAGCCCCAAGUCAACGCCCAGCCAACAUUGCCUGGAAACUGACAAAUUCGAAGAUAUGCUUGAACUGGGAGCAUGUGAAAACUAUGGAAAAUGAGUCUGAAGUACUAGGCUACAAAGUAAGUAUGUUAAACAUAGGAACUCCUGUGAGUGGCUGUAUUUUAAGUAAAAUAUUGCUAUUUUUUAUUUGGAUCUAAAAAGCAAUUAUAUUCCUUCAUCAGCUUUUUAAGUGAAAUGUAUUCAAGUACAGAGCAUGUGCCAUGUUUGAUGGGCACUCAGAUAAUAAAAGUGGACUAUCCUGAGAUCCCAGGGAAUCUAGAUAAGUGACUCUGUAGUCAGUGCAGAAAACUGUUUUCACAUGAGACAUAAGUGGUGAACGCAAAUACAAAAUGUCAAUGAGUCUUACGCAAAUCAUGCUGCCACAAAUGUUGUUAUUUUUGAAAUGGAAAAUAUCAUUCCAAAGACUAUGGUAUAUGCAGAGGCUUUAACCACAAAGGAGAUUACUGACCACAAUUUAAAUUAAGAACCAAAAGGCUGUUCUUCAUCAUCACAUCUAUACAUCGAAGAUCAGAUAGAUAUCCUAUGUCAUCAGUCACAUCAGUCGAAGACAUAGGUUUCAUUGCGGUGAAUCUAUGAGGCUGUACCAGUUCUCCAGAUUGUGGGUUUAAUCCACCACUGCUCCAUGUAGAAAACUAGAAUAGUAAAGGUAGGCUAGAACCCUUUCCCCUGAGAAUCUAGUUCUCUACAUAUAUAGGUUUUUUUGGGUUUUGGUUUUUGUUUGUUUGUUUGUAUGAAGAAAAUACAUAUGCACCCCACUCUGCCAUCUAAGGUUGCAAUGAGAACUUGGCAACAUCAUCAUCAUCAUUAUUUAUACCCCACCCAUCUGGAUGGGUUUCCCAAGGAAACACAAGAGGAGUUGUAAAUUCCUGAUUUUAACUAAAGUUUAGUAGUCCGUGGUUUUAUGGAUGGUAUUUUAUAUUAUUGCAUUAUUGCAUUAUGUAUUGUAUUAUGAACCUACAUUAUGCUAUGAUCCUAAAUGGAUUAAGAGCAGUCUAUAAGAGAAUCAGAUAAGAAAAUCAGUUCAAAAUAACAGGAUCUUUAUCACGAGACUCUUUAUCUUGUUAGUCAUGUUAGUCAAACUGGGUUGAGAGCCAUCAAAUAUAAGAAGGGAAGUGAUCCCUUUAUUCUUGUUAUCCCUAUGCAUGAUCUGAGCAGAGUGUGCUGAGGAAACAUCUGACCAAUUUCUCUGUCUCUGAUACAUGACUAUCACCUGCAGUUGCCAUGUGGAGAUGUACUAUGGAAAGGGAGGGAAUAAGGAAGGGUAUAGUUUCUAUCUCUGCCUCCUCUCUUGAACUAGAUGGACUGGUUAUAGGCUCGCUUUGCACAUCAGGUUCAACCAUGCCUAAGACAUGGUCUAAUGAUCACCUGCAGAUUAUCAAAGUAACUCCCUCCAUGCCACCUACUUCAUACCUUCAGCUGUUUCUCCAUCCAACAUGGCUUAAGCCUUUGUGGUAGCAUCUGCUAGCAUUGCCUAACCCAAUAGAAUCAUAGAAUUGUAGAGUUCGAAGGGACCCUGAGAGUCAUGUAAUCAAACCCCUACAAUGCAAGAAUCUCAACUAAAGCAUCCAUGGCACAUGACCAUCCAACCGUUACUUAAAAACCUCUAAGGAAAGAGAGUCCACAGCCUCACAAGAGAGUCUAUUCCACUGUUAUUACUGUCAGAAAGUUCAUCCUGAUGUCUAGUCUUCUUUCUUGUAACUUGAAACCAUUGGUUCAGGUCCUACCCUCUGGAGCAGAAGAAACAAGCUUGCUCCAUCUUCCAUGUGACAGCCCUUUAGGUUUUUGAAGAUGGCUAUCAUAUCUCCUCUUUCCCAGACAAAAGAUACCCAACUUCCUUAACAAUUUCUCCUAAGUUUGGUUUUCAGAUGCUUGAUCAUCUUGAUUGCCCUCCUCUACACAUGUUCCAGCUUGUCCAUAUUCUUAAAUUGUAGCACCCCAAAUUGGACACACUAUUCCAUAUGUGCUUUGACCAUGGCAGAAUAGAGUGGUAUUAUUACUUCCCUUGAUAAAAAAAAACUAUACUUCUGUUGAUGCAACCUAUAAUAGCAUUAGCUUUUUUUGCUGCAUCACACUGUCUACUCUUUUAAGUUAAUGGUAUACUAAGACCCCUAGAUCCUUUUCAGUAAGUCAGGUGUCUCUCAUCUUGUAUUUGUGCAGCUGGUUCUUCCUGCCUAAGUUUAGAAUCUUGCAUUUUUCCCUACCGAAAUUAAUUUUGUUAGUUUGAGCCCAGUUCUCCCAUAUGUUAAGUUCAUAUUGAAUUCCGAUUCUGUAUUCUGUGGCAUUAACUCCCCCCCCCCCCCGGUUUGGUGUCAUCUGCAAAUUCAUUUAAGGUAGAUACGUGUUCCCUUACUACCUCUUUUCAAAUCUUGGGCUGCAGCUUCCUCCUUGCACCGUUUAUUCUGUUAUCACCAGGUUGGGCAUUGCUUUCCUUUUGGAUGAAGAGGCAAAGUAGGUGUUGAGCAGUUCCACCUUCUCUCUGUCACCCAUUAACAUUUCUCCAUCUUCUCCAUGCAGAGGAUCUACUCCUUGCUUGUUGUUCCCUCUUGUUUCAAACAUAGCUGGAUAAACCUUUUAAUAUUAUUUUUAACCUCUCUUGCAACACUGAGCACAUUCUGAGUUUUGGCCCACCUGACCUUUUCCCUGCAACUGUUGGCUACUCAUGUAUACUAUUCCUUCAUGAUUCCCCUUUCUUCCAUCUCUUAUACAUGUCCUUCUUAAAUCUCAGCUUAUCUGUAAACUCCUUAUGCAGACACAGAUGCCUCCUGUUUUUCUUGUUGGAAUUGCCUGCAUUUCUGCUCUCAGUAGUUCAGCUUUAAGAAACAUUCAUCAUUUUGGACUUUCUUCUCUUUCAGUAUUUCUGACCAAGAAAUCUCACCCAGUAGUUCCAUUAAGAUUUUUGAAAUCAGCCUUCUUAAAGUCCAGAAUGCAUGUCCGACUUCACUCAGCUUUCCCUUGCCUCUGUAUAAUGCAGUGCUUUUCAAAGGGUGUAGUGUGUCAGGAGAGGAUGGCAAGUGCGGUUGGAAGAUUCAAGAUAAUCAAAGAAACAUUUAAACAUUUAAGUCUAGUAUAGUAUAAAUUUGUUUUUAUUUGUAGAAUAUGGAUAGAAACCUUUUCAAAAUGAGAGAAAGAGCAUCAAGUGAUACUACAAGCUCACAUCUCUCAUUGAGUUUGUAUACAUACUUAAGGUACAUAUGUAAGAGAUUUGGUUAUAAUUCUAUUUUGGGAAUGAUUCAUGUUUUAUACAUUCUGGAUGUCCAAUUAUAUUACAAAGUAGUGAUGUUCUGCGUUAUAAAUCAAGCACUGUUGGAGUUGUUUCUUUUGGUUUUCCAAUAUAUUUCUUAUCCAUAAAAAAAAUGGUGUGUCCCAAACAAAUUUUUAUUCCGAAAGUGUGGCCCACAGGAAAGAAGUUUGAGAACCACAGGUAUAAUGAAGCCCAAGAAGACAUGAUCACUUCCUCCAAAAGUUUCAAAGUAGUUCCACUUUGUCGAUCAGUUUCUCCCUGUUGGUGAGGACCAGGUCCAAGAGAGAUCACCCCCUUGUUGUUUAUUCCACCUUCCAUAAAAUGGAAUUGUCAGCUAGGCAACUGAGAAAUGGUCUGUCACCACAUCCCUAUCUACAGGUCAGCUGUGAGAUCGUGAGAUCAAUAGAUAGGUUGACUUUGUGCCUGCCUUCUUUAAUUCUUAAUCACAACAUAAAAAUGGUGCCAUUAUCAAAGAACUGGUUCCCCCAUUCUUUCUGACAUGGGGCAAUAACAAAUCUCUACUACUUUGCAAAUAGUAUUCAUGUAUCUGGCCCCUUGAAAUAUAUGUAUUUAGCUGAGCUGGUGCCAGCUUGAAUGAAAUAUUAUUUGGGGGGAAGGUAAGCCCUACCCCACAUAAUUGAUCACAAGAUGAUCACACACACCAUUGAUCACACACACCAUUUGAAUGACAAUGGCCAUUAACUUUGGGGGAGGGAUGCCCCCUGAAACAUUUUAUGGGUGGGUUCAAAGGGACCUUGGCCCCUAGGAGUUGGCUCCAAUGGAAGGCACUUACAAGGAGGCAAGGAAUUCCUGUGACAAGGGCUUGAGCAGCGCACUUAACCCAGUAGCAAAUGGUGCAGGCAAAGCUGCAUUGCUUACCUGACUUCUCAACACUGCACUCCACUGCCAGUUACUAAGAAGGAUGAAGUGGUGGAGAACAUCAGAUUGGUGUAGCAUUGGCAAACCAGGUAAGCAGAUUUGCUCUGCCCACACAGCCCAUCUGGCUGCUACUGAUUUAGCCAUUGGAAAGCUCUGAGCAGGAAGGAAAUAAGUGCAUUUAACUCUCAUGGCUACGGUUCAAUGGAAAUCACACAUUAUGCAAAUGUGUCCACAACGGCAACUUUUUACAUUGUGGAACCCCUUGGGCUGCUUUAAGGAACCCCAGAAGCUCCAAGGAACACAGCGAGAAGUGCUGGAUUAUAAGGUUGAAGAUGUGUCGCUGCAUGAAAGACAGGGAGGCAUUGUGAACAUAUCCGCGCACCUCUUCAGAUUCCACAUGGGGAAUCUCCAUAGGGAUUUCUUGUAAGCAACUGGAGCGGUCUGUGUUUUUGCUGAAUGUGCCCACAGGGUGCUUGAAAAUACGCUGCAGAAAUGUUUGAGAACACAACCCACCAUGCGGAGAAGCCUUAACAAAAGCAAGCGGCAAUAAUAUGACAGGUCCUGCCCUUCUCUUGUUUUAUAUUUAGAUUCUGUAUAGGCAAAACCGACAAAGCACCACUCAUAUAUUGGAGACAAACAGUACAUCCGCUGAGCUGCUGGUACCUUUCGAAGAAGAUUAUCUCGUAGAAAUAAGAACUGUGAGCGAUGGAGGGGAAGGGAGCAGCAGUGAGGAAAUUAGGAUUCCAACCAUGUCCAGUGAGUUACCUCACCCCCCCCCUUCCCCAACACUGUUGCUGUGGUCCCUUGACUGCUGGGAAGAACUAAAGCUGGAUAGACCUUUGACACUAACUUGAUAUUAUGGUACCAGGUAAACCUGGGAACAGUCUCUUACGUGCCUGGUUGGGAAAAAGGAAAACCAAUUAACAUGAGGGGGGAAAUGCAGCAGAAUUUUCAGGGGGCUGCGGAUCUGCGGCUUGCUGAUUUAAGUGGAGGCUGCAGCUGUGUGGAAAUCAGUUACUGGGUCGGGUUGAAAUUAAACUCUUCAGCAUAAUAAUCCUCGUUAUUUACUAUUUUAAAGGUUCCUAAAAUAUACUGAGGACUGUGUAUAGGUUUAAACAGCCAAUGUCUCUGCCCACAGGCUCCCAGUUAUUUAUUUUAACUGAAGGGGAGGGGAGAUGGAAGGACGAAGAAACAGUUUGCCUGUUCCUAUGCAAAACAAGGGGUUGGUUUCCUCCCCACACACAAUUAUAGGCACCUGCACCUGUGAACUAACUGUACUGAAAAAAUCUCAUGACCUAUUCACACCUGCGGCCAGUGCUAAAAAAUGUUUAGGGGGUACUCUCAUUUUUCUACUCAUAUUGAGACCAAACUUAGAUUCACAAAAUGUUUAGGGGUAUGCAUCCCGUCCCCCCCAAAAAAGCACUGCUUGUGGCCAUCAAUUUAUCAACAGGCAUGUGUGAACUGUGGGAACUGGGAAUCGUUCAACUGGAAAAGAAACAAAAGGGAGGCGAAAGGAGAAACAAUGAGAGGGUAUUGCAAAAGAUAAAGAUGGAAUAACAUGAACAUGGAGACUAGGGGGCAAUUCUGUGCAAAAGGGGCACAGAAGAAAUGGAAAGAGUGUACAGAAGUGAGAUGAGAGCUUAGUUCAUUGAGGUGAAGGAACACCCUUACACGGAGCUUUAGGUAGGGUACAUCACUGUACUAAUCAGUACAUGUUUCAACAAAAGCUACUGAAGAGGGCCUUAAGGGGAUUUGGGGCAGGGGCAGGAUAUGGUGCAAAGCAUGGGGGCAAAUCCAGGUGUCCUCUCCACAUCCUCCCUGCCCUCCAAUGAUUCUUAAAUAGUUGUUAUUUUAAACCAGCUCUAGUAGUCUGGUACUGAUGGCUGGUUCUGCCUCCGCAUAGGGAAUCAGAAUGCACAGAGCGCUGGAAUAAGGAGAUAAUACGUUACCAGGGCUGGGAGCUUAGCCGUCAUUCUCCACUGCACAUCAAUGUCAUGUCAUGCCAAAGUUUAUUUCUGGGUGGCUUUUCAGCCAAAGAACCACCAAAGUGGCUCACUAAAGUUAAAAUGCAAGUAUAAAAUGUAAGUAAAAGAACGAGAGGCACAUUACAAAAUGCAAAUUCAAAGCAGCGAUCUCACUUUGUAUGGAUUUCUGCUUCUUCCCGCAUUAAAAUAUUUGGAUGAAGGGCAGAUGCAAAUGGUCUAAUUAAAUAAAUAAUAGCGCAUUAAAAGGUUUUUUUUUAAAAAAAAUAUACAGCAUCAGGGGCUCUGAAAACCAACUCCACUAUCAUAGAAGGCCUGGGAGCAGUACAUGGCCAUUCACUAGGAAAAGUAAAUAGAAGUUAUGAAAUGUGCAUCUUGAGAAAGUCAGUUGCAAGGGCUCGUUCCCCCCAGGCAGGAGGCAUGAUGACCCGACCACAGACCCUCCAAAGACUUUGGUGGGUGAGCAGUUUCAUAUGGGUAGAGUUAGGUUGCAAAGCAGGUGUUGUUCUAUUGAAUGGUACCAUCAGGAUAAGACUUUGGGGCAGAAAUCCAGGUACCUACACAGCUGAAUAAACAUGAGGGCCCCAAAUACUUCAACACCUGGCAAGCAUGCUGUAAGCAAAGUGAUAUACAUUUCCAGCUUAAGGGGUGUGGGCUUCCCUUGUAAUAUAAUUAAGUCAAGAGUUCAGAAUAAUCUAAUUGCCCCACUGCUUUCCUUGACUGAAAUCCAAACACAAAAUAUUAACUGGUUUGUGGGUUGAAUGUCCUAGGUCAGGCAUAGGCAAACGCGGCCCUCCAGAUGUUUUGGGACUACAGCUCCCAUGAUCCCAGCUAACAGAACCAGUGGUCAGGGAUGAUGGGAGUUGUAGUCCCAAAACAUCUGGCGGGAAGAGUUUGCCUAUGCCUGUCCUAGGUACUUUAUACUUUAUGCAUUGAACUGUACAGUUGCAAGUCUUUCACCAAUGGUGGAAUGAAACAGAGCAACGAAACAGUGCUUCUCAAAGUGCCAUCAUAGUCAACUAAUAGUAUUAGGCCUCAUCCUCCUGAAGAAAAAAAAUAAUCAAAAUGAUGGGUGGAGGGAAACAUGCAAAGUAAAGCAUGGUGAUUAUUAAGCACAUUAAAACCAGCUCUUAUCAAUAAUGCCUCGAGCAUGUGAAUUUGAGUGUACUUUUCUAUCUCUGUUUCUUUUUGCAGGUUUAAGCUCCAGAGGGAUGUAUACCUACGGCUCUGAAGAUUACAUAAUGACAACUAAGAUUAUGAUUCUGGUUUAUAUACUCAGCUCCUGAGUAUUUUGUUAAAUGGAGCCAACAAGCAGCCAUUGGACUUUUGAAAACAAAGCAGCCAUUGCUGGUCAGAGACUUUCCUCCCUUUCACAUAUUGGCACCUGUCAUCUCUGAAAAUGAAUUCUAUUGAGAAAGAUAAUGAAUUGCCCUUUAAAAUGUAAAUAUAAUUGAUUUAUUUCUCUUUUUUUAAAGCAUAUUUGCGUUUAAGAUGUCCCCAAAAUGAACAGAAGAGAGCCAAAAUUGUAAAAAAGAAAGAAAGAAAAAGAAAGCUAGUUUGUAUUGCAGGGAUCUGUUGUGAAAAUCCAGUAUAUCUGUAUGAGUUGCAAACAUACAAGAUAUCUACAACAACAAAACCCAGUGAUCAAUAUGAAAAAGGCUUGAAGUUGUUUGUGAUGUAUAACAUUAGCUG